GGCCUGACGACCUGGUAUAGUACCGCCUGGGCUCGGGGUUUUCGCCCAGGGUUUCAGCCGCCAGCCCCUUGGAUGGCCUCCAAGAUGGUGAUAUCCGCCCGUCCCAAAAUUCUGCUACAGCUAAUACGUAAAGACGAGCCUGGAGGGCCGGGAGCAAGCAGCCGGGAGCAGGUGCUAGAGGAGUUUCUCUGUGACCAGAAAUACAGUGAUGAAGAGGACCUGCCAGAAAAGCUCUCAGCCUUCAAAGAGAAGUACAUGGAGUUUGACCUGAACAAUGAAGGCGAGAUUGACCUUAUGUCUUUAAAGAGGAUGAUGGAGAAGCUUGGGGUCCCCAAGACCCACCUGGAGAUAAGGAAGAUGAUCUCGGAGGUGACAGGUGGGGUCAGCCACACCAUCUCCUACCGAGACUUUGUGAACAUGAUGCUGGGGAAACGGUCGGCCGUCCUCAAGCUAGUCAUGAUGUUUGAAGGAAAAGCCAAAGAGAGCAGCCCCCAGCCGGGUGGCCCCCCUCCAGAGAGAGACAUUGCCAGCCUGCCCUGAGGACCCCGCCGGGACCUGCCCCUGCCUUCCCUGCCCGUUCCUCCCCCCUUUAUCUCUCUGCUCUCUGGACUCAUGUUUUGUCUUAUUUGGGGUUUUUUUUUGGUCGUUGGGCAUGUUUGUUUUUUUCAUCUGCGGAAUCAGUGAUCUCUUUGUAAAGCGCAAAUUAUCUGCCUUGAAGGGGAUCUGGGGCCCCUCCCUCUCUCCUUCCACCCUCCUCCCCACCCCCCAUGCAUGCAGAAGGGCUGACAUCAAACCAAAAACGGGAGAGGGCGAGGCCAAGGCAGGGGGCUGGAAGCCUGUGAUCCCCGCGCUUGGAGCCAUCCUUCCCAGAAGCCUCUGCUCUUAGCCCCGGCUUGCUGGCCGGGCCCCGGUGAGGACCUCAGUCCAGCUUCAGGAGACCCUGGAGUAGGAACAAGGCUGCAGGGCCUCGCUAGGGAUUCCUCACAGGUUCCAGUGCUCUCAGGGGUCCGGGAUGUGGCCACUCACUGUCCUACCACCCAGGUGACGCCCCCCUCAGGCCAGGCUUCUCAUCCUCAGUGAGCUGGCAGAAGGAGGAAGCAAGCAAUUUGAGCCCUUCAAGAAGGUUCCGGAAGAAAUCCUCCAGCCUUGCCCCCCGGCCACCCUUUUCAGGCAGCUCAGAGGGAGUCCUGUCCCUUGCUGGGCAGCAAAGGGCUUUGGAAAGAGAGGGGAGGCCAGGGGCCUUGGGGAAGGGGGUCGUCUCAGUCUCAUCCUACUUUGUAGGGAGGAUGCUGAGGGCAACAGGCCAGGAGAAGGCAGAAUAAAAUGCUUGUGGCAAACAGAGCACAACUUGGCUAAGCCAACCAAGAUCUGAGAAACGGGGGGUUGCCUUUCCGAUCCCAGUCUGCUUGGAAAUGACUGUGCUUCCCCAUUCGCCUCCCACCUUACGUCACUGUACUCAGUCAUGCAACAGGUAUUUAUUGACCACCUACUAUAAGCUUUAAGUCUCCCCUCUUUGUGCUGACAUGUGCUGUGUCCACUGUCUCUGUAACUCACCUCACCCUUUCCAGAUCGCCCCAAACCUUGAGCUUGGGCACUGGACUGGGGUCUCCUGUGUCCUCUAUUACGGACUCACACGGUUUUGCAGCCCCGAUCCACCCUGUAGGUUAGCUGAGCCCGUCCUCCCGUGUCACAGGUGAGGAAACUGUGGUGGCCCACAGGGGUUAAGUGCCUUGCCUGAGGUCAGGGGUUCAUCAGGAGACGGAAGAGCCUGGACUGGAGCCCAGGUGUUCAGAUGCCCCGCCCAUGCUUCCUCGCUGCUCUGGGCUGCCUCGCUGCUCCUAGGUCAGCACCGGGAAGACCCCGGGCCAGGACUCCCCUUCCCAGUGCCUCUGAGUCAGCACCAGGGUUUGGGUAAGGGCCAGGUCUGCCUCUGUAAUUCCGAACUCGCUAGAGCUUUUCAGCUAAGCUGCUUCUCAGAACGCACACAGGUGUCACACUCGGCCCCAUGCUGGCUGAGCAGGAAACUCAGCCUUGGCCCCACCUGUGCUCUGGAGUCCCUUACUCUGCCCGCUCAGGACUUAGAUGCACUCACUCAUUGAAUGUAUUUAUUAAGCAUCUGCUAUGGGCCAAGAGCUAAGAACCCAGUAGUGAAAUAGACUCAUAUUUAGAGUCUAGUGGGGAAGUCAGACCCAGACAGGGAAAAGUGAGAUGGAUGUUAGGAAAAAGGGGGCUCUGGGGUGACUGCACUGCAAUCCUGGGGGAGCCAAGCUGGGCCCAAGACUAGGCAAGAGUCUUGGAGAAGCCUCUGCCCAACCUGAAGCGGCAAGGUGCUGCUGGAGCUGGAGCUGGAGCCAGCGUGGGUUCCUGGGGCUCCUCGGUGACCCAUCAUCAAGGGCCCAAGGAGCUGCCCUUCCAGCAGCAUGAGAGCGUGGAGCCGGCAGGGAAUGGGAAAUAGCUAGGCCAGGUUCACUGGUUGGUCUGAACCAGUUCAGCAGCAGAUUAUUCGGCCGUGGCUGGCUGAGCUUCAGGCUAAGGAGCUGCUCAAAUGCACAGGCCUAGUUGAAGUUUAAACCCAGCAAAAACAGUUCUCCCUGUAAAUGUAAAAUCUCACCCCACCCCCUUCCCUGUCUUGGCUCCCCUCCCCCCAAGAUCAUUAGAUAAGCAGCUGCCUAUCCUCACCCCUCCCUUCUACCCCUCCUCUCUGGGACAGGAUGCCUCUGAGCAAGGUAGAGCUUUCCUGGACUACCCACCAUAGUUAGCGUACCUGAUCCUCACUCAGAGAGCAGGGCAGAGCCAACCAAGCUUCUUUCAAUAGGCCCCCCAGUUUACAAGACCACAGGCAAGACUCCUCAAGGGAGGAGAGCAAGGGAUGUGUCCGCAGCUCUGGGAAGGGCAGGCAGGUGCUCUCUCGUGGAGGAAGAAGGGCUCAAGAAUGGCCCCUGGGGGGGGGGGGGGCGGGGGGAGUCUGCAUGUAUUUCAGGUUGUGGCUAUUGGCUCCUGCACUCUGCUCUGACCAAGGGCUCAGCUUCUUAGAUCUCCAGCUGUCUUCUCUCUGAAAGACCAAAUCUAACCAAUGGAACCAGAAACGUGGGGACUGCCAAGUGUGGCUUUGUCCCCGCGACUCGAAAGGAAGGUGUGCCAGGCAAGUUCAGGUGGAUGCAAUGUGUGUGCGGCGUGCGUGGGAGUGUGUGUGGUGUUGGAGAUCAUCUCUACAGACUGGAAAUAAAACAGACAAACUUA
Messenger RNA from Myotis lucifugus (little brown bat), 3240 nucleotides. It is a transcript of the gene AIF1L, whose product is annotated as allograft inflammatory factor 1 like. Gene Ontology annotation, biological process: ruffle assembly; actin filament bundle assembly. Bases 73 to 540 code for a protein of 155 amino acids. Lineage: Eukaryota; Metazoa; Chordata; Mammalia; Chiroptera; Vespertilionidae. Gene Ontology annotation, molecular function: calcium ion binding; actin filament binding. The transcript is spliced from 5 exons. Gene Ontology annotation, cellular component: actin filament; ruffle membrane. The record is from RefSeq and is a predicted model, not a curated record.